AUGUCAGUCAGCAGCUUACCAAAAUUAGAUCCAAAAUCAGAUGACAUGAAUAAAACCAAAAGUAAUAUAAUAUCAAAGACUUUAAAAAAAGCUGUGUCAAUGGAUUCGUUGCACCAGAGGCCUUCAGGAUACGUAAAAAAAAGAAAUGGAAGUCUAGAUGUAAAUUUAUGUGGUAGUUGGUUUACAAAGCAUGAUCAUAAGUCAACGACAAAUGAACAACAAUCAUCAGAUUUACUUGAUGAAACUUUUGUAGUUGCAUUAAUCGGUAAACCAUCGGUGGGAAAAUCAACAAUAGUUAGAACGGGUUUGAAUAAUUUGGCGCCAAUAAGGAAUGUUGGUGUGGAACAAAAUAUAUUACAUGCUCCAACACUAAUAACAGAAAUUGAAGUUGAUGAUCGAGCAUACCCUGUGGAAGUUUUAGAAAUUCAAGAAAAUGUUUUUGAUAUGAAAGCUCCUUUACGAUGGCCAAAGGAACUUCCAGAUAUCGAUGGAAUUUUAGUAUGUUAUGAUGUGACGUCACGGGCAUCAAUAGCAAAUAUAGCGUGGCUUCUAAAUGCCUUUAAAGAAUUUCAAAUUCCUACAAUACUUGUCGCUAAUAAGGCUGAUUGCCCUCCUACAAAGCGUCAAGUAGAUACUGAAUAUGGUUCAAAAUUAGCCCCGUUAUUUGAUGUCGGUUUUGUGGAAUUAGAUACUAGAACAAAUCAUGGAAUACAAAAAAUUCAUAAUGUUUUUUCAAUGCUUCUAAAAUUAUCAAUAAGACAUCGUGAAUUUAAAGAAUUUCAUAUUUGUCAAGAAAUUAAAUCUGAAUCAGUUGACUUGUCUUCUGAUUCUUUAUAUCUACAAAGUAUUGUUGGUGAUGUAGAUUCUGAAAAACUUUCUAGUCAUAGGAGAACUACUAGUGAUCUAAGUCAUGAAUCAAGAGGACGUGGGAGAUUUUCUAAUUUCUCUGCUGUUCGAUAUAUGAAAUCGAGAUAUCAUAAUCGUUUUGGUUCUUCUAAAGCUCGCUCUCCUUUAAACAGACUUAGUAGUGAUGAUGAAGGUUCGUCUUCGACACGUCGUUCAUUAUCACGUUCUCCAUUUUCUUCCUCUCCAUCCGUGUCUGUCACUCCGUCAAAUACUCCUCCAAAAUCAUCUGUACUAUCUCAAGUAUCACUUCCUUCGUUUUUAUCCCAUUCGGACAGAAGCUCUUAUCGAAGAUCUUCUUUUCUCCCAUCAUCAACUUUAUUACAAGUAAUGGAAGCUGAAGAAGAAAAGGAUAUUGUUAUAGUAAGAACUGGUCAUAGUAGAACAUCUUGUGGAAGUUAUGAUUCUACUGCUAGUUCUAUGAGCGCAAUAAGUGAUAAUUCUUGGGAGGGUCUGUUGUUUGUUAAUGAUCCAUUAGGUCCAAAUAAAUGUACUGGAAAUCGAAGUGAUGGAGCAACUAUAGAUGAAUUAAUUCAAAGAUUAACAUGUGUUGGAGGUCAAUAUGGUACACAUGAUGAUCCAUUUACUAUAACAUUUUUCGUAGUUUAUCGUGCGUUCAUGAGACCUCGAGAUGUCCUUAUUAAGCUAAUGAAAAAAUUCGAAGAAUGUGAACAAGAUUCGAUAGAUAGAAGAAAUUCAACACAUGAAAAAAUAUGUAAUCUAUUAUAUCAUUGGAUAACACAGCAUCCUCAUGAUCUUAUUCAUCCACAAACGAGACAAUUGAUGCGUGAAUUCUUUGAAACAAUAUCAAGUUGUUCACAUCUCUCAUAUUAUUCUAUAAUUCUUAAUCCUUUGAUCAAUGGAACUGUACCAGAAAAUGACCCUGAUAUGUUUUGGGGACUUGUUGACAUUACAGAUGAGAAACUUAUUAAAAAACAUGGUGUGAUGAACAUUACUCCACAUGCAAAAAAAGAUAGUGGGUUUGGUGGUUGGACUUAUGAUAAUCGUGAAGAUAAUCAAUCUGAAACUUCUGAUACUGUACUAUCAGUACAACAAUCUAGUAAUCGCACGAGCAGUCAACCUCAUCAUAAAUCUUCGUUAAUAAUUGUUCCUGAUAGCUCUAUAGGAAGACCAAUGAGUCAAUUAACUUUUGAUGAGUUGUCAGAAAAGGAUAUUGCCAAUGAGCUGACAUUCCAAGAAUUUCAAUUAUUUAAAAAAAUUUCUGGUAGAGAUUUGUUGAGGCAUAUUUGGGCGCCGCAAGGAAGCGUUCAACGCGGAAAUGGUCGCGUCGCAAAAUCUAUCCAACACUUCAAUUUUAUUUCAAAUUGGGUCUCAACAAUGAUACUAUCACAAGAAAAAUUGAAAAAUCGAGCAGCAAUGCUCAAGAAAUUUAUGAAAAUUGCAGUGAUCGUACGCGAAUUAAAUAAUUACAAUACUUUAAUGGCCAUAAUCGCUGCAAUAAAUUCUUCACCAAUUACGCGCCUUCGUAGAACGCGUGAACUUUUAAAGGGAAAAUCUAGUUACAAAAAGUUCCAUAAUUUGGAAGUUCUAAUGUCCACUGACAAGUCUUUUGGAAAUUAUCGUAUGGCCUUGAAAGCUCCGUCACGUGGACACGACGAACAGAAAGGAAUACCUUAUUUGAACUUUCAAGACGAUGGCCGAGUUCAUUGGAAUAAAUUCGCAUUGAUGGGCGACGUGCUAAACAUGAUUCGUAAAUUUCAAAAGCCCUCAUAUAAUAUUAAAAGCAAUACUCUUAUUGAAAAAUUCAUUGCCGAUACUACUAUUAUGAAUGACGAUGAUUUAUAUAAAAAAUCACUGGAACUUGAACCUCGAGUCCAAAGAGCUGCUAGUGAAGGCAGGCUUCGACGGUAG
Molecule: messenger RNA, 2775 nt
Organism: Dentiscutata erythropus
Lineage: Eukaryota; Fungi; Glomeromycota; Glomeromycetes; Diversisporales; Gigasporaceae
Source: the annotation of a GenBank genome assembly